This is a messenger RNA of Phragmites australis (common reed), 898 nucleotides long. RefSeq names its product small ribosomal subunit protein uS4y-like. Gene Ontology annotation, cellular component: cytosolic small ribosomal subunit. Bases 106 to 693 code for a protein of 195 amino acids. NCBI's taxonomy places the organism in Eukaryota, Viridiplantae, Streptophyta, Magnoliopsida, Poales, Poaceae. The transcript has 3 exons. Gene Ontology annotation, molecular function: rRNA binding; structural constituent of ribosome. Gene Ontology annotation, biological process: positive regulation of translational fidelity; translation. The record is from RefSeq and is a predicted model, not a curated record.
GUUAGGGUUUAGCUCCUCCUCUAUAAGAACGCCGCCUCCACGAUCCCUCUCGCCUUCCCCACCUCCCCCUUGACAAGUCACACACACCUCGCGGCGGCGGCGGCCAUGGUGCAUGUCAACUUCUACCGCAACUAUGGUAAGACAUUCAAGAAGCCAAGGCGUCCGUAUGAGAAGGAGCGUCUUGAUGCUGAGUUGAAGUUGGUGGGCGAGUAUGGCCUGAGGUGCAAGCGUGAGCUGUGGCGUGUGCAGUAUGCCCUCAGCCGCAUCCGCAAUGCUGCAAGGGAGCUGCUCACCCUCGAUGAGAAAAACCCCCGCCGUAUCUUCGAGGGCGAGGCACUACUGCGCCGCAUGAACCGCUAUGGUCUCCUCAGUGAGGACCAGAACAAGCUUGAUUACGUGCUUGCGCUCACCGUUGAGAACUUCCUGCAGCGUCGCCUCCAAACCAUUGUCUUCAAGAACGGCAUGGCAAAAUCCAUUCAUCAUGCUCGUGUACUCAUCAGGCAACGCCACAUCAGAGUUGGGAGGCAGCUUGUCAACAUUCCCUCAUUCAUGGUGAGAGUUGACUCAGAGAAGCACAUUGACUUCUCCCUUACCAGCCCAUUUGGUGGUGGUGAGGCUGGAAGAGUGAAGAGAAAGAACCAGAAAAAGGCUUCUGGUGGAGGCGGUGGUGAUGGUGAUGAGCAGGAAGAGUGAUCUUGUGAUGCUAGCUCCAGAUUUUGUUAGGACCUAAUUUUGCGGUCUUCGCUAGGACCUAAUUUUGUUACAUGAAUCUAAACAAAAGUUGUCCAUUGAGGUUUGUCUAAAAUUGCUGUUAAGUUAUUGAAUUUGUCACUGCUGAGACUUGGUUUCAUCAUUGAAGUCGCCUGAUGAACAUGCAUGUGAAUUCUUCGAGACUUAA